AGUAUUAGGCAAUUUUUUAGACCCUUCAUCUGACCAAUCUACCACUUCGGCACCGGCACCUCCAGCUCCUCCACCACCACCCCCGCCUCCUCCUCCUGGAUUGCUUAGUAAGCUUACUCCUUACCGAUAG
Molecule: messenger RNA, 130 nt
Organism: Strongylus vulgaris
Lineage: Eukaryota; Metazoa; Nematoda; Chromadorea; Rhabditida; Strongylidae
Source: the annotation of a GenBank genome assembly